GUUAUGUUUAUAGUAACCAGGCUUCGUAAGCCUCGAUUACUUUUAAUGAGGGCGUGUUCGCGCCUCUCGGGCCUCGUUCAGAAUGCCCGAUGAAACCUGAACUAGAGGCUGAGCGUACAUGGUUGGACCACUAUUUAAGUAGCAUGUUACUAAGAGUCUGUCGCGUGGAUAUCUUCGAUAAUCAGAAUCGAAAAUUCGGCCUAAACGAAGGAGCAGCAAGUUAGCCGUCUGUCUUGUCAUUAUCUCCUUCGCCAUGAGAUUUCAAAAUACAAUACUUGUUUUGUUCUUUUCACUUUUUAUUUCGACUCUAUGUAAAAAUGACGACGAGUCAGCCGCGGUGUUCAUCUCUUCUCUGAGCUCCAGUUCUGGACAUCUCACCUUCGCGCUCAGUGCUUCCGACCCAACUGUGUCCCAAGAUGUGUUCUUUCAUAUCUCCGGGCCGUCUAGCUACUCAUAUAUCGGGAUCGGAACAGGCACUGUCAUGCAAGGCGGACUUAUGUUUGUGAUGUACUCAAAUGCGACGGGAGACGGAAUUACUCUCAGUUCCCGAAUAGCAACUGGCAACAACGAACCUGUUUUCUCACCUACAUUAGAUAUAGAUAUCCUCCCGGGAAGCAAUACCUCGAAUGGUUUAAUGACCGUCAAUGCGCGCUGUAAGAAUUGUCUCAGUUGGAGUUCCGGUGCGCUGAAUCUGAGUGACACGGUGUAUCCAUGGAAUUAUGCAUUGGGACCAAACACUGCUCAGAACGUAAAGCUCACGAGCAAUUCACCGUCGGCCUGUCUCGAAAUGCACGUUGAAUAUGGGCUAUUUACUUUGGAUAUGACUCAUCUGACAAUGGGCGCUGGAGCGUUACCAACCUCUUUUACAAGUCCGAUCGGUUCCAGAGCGAGCGGUUCGCCAGUCCUAACAAGCAACUUCCCUACUAUCAUCCACGCAGUCCUAGCUACCAUACCACUGGUCUUGUUCCUACCAACCGGUGUCAUUUUCCUACGCAUCUUCCCCGGUAGUGUGCGGUGGCAUUGGGUAAGCCAAACAGUUUCUUCGGUGAUUGGCCUUUUCGGAGCAGCCGUAGGGUUCUACCUCAGCACUUGGUUCAACAAGUCUAAGUCAUUUAGUAGCGGACAUCAAAUUAUUGGAUACAUUAUUUGCGCCGGUAUGAUUGUGCAGUGGUUUCUCGGGUUCUGGCAACAUCGGAUAUAUAAACAAAAGCAAAGUCCGACUAAAUAUGGCCUUAUACACCGCUAUCUCGGUCACUUUGUCUUCGUUCUCGCAAUUAUAGACGGCGGUGUAGGACUUUCCUGGAGUUACACCGCCUCACCUGUUAUCAUAGGCUAUUCUGUCGCUGUUGGUGUCGUUGCAAUUGUUCAUUUUUCUCUCGUGGCCUGGAAACGCUGGGAAAAACAGAAACCCCACGGUGUGGGCAUUUUUGAGAUAAAAACCCAACAAAAUUCCCCAGAGGCGGACAGAAACUUGUAGUAUAUUCUAUUUGAUAUUGUGCUUCUGGGGCUAUACUUCCCAUUGGUGGUCGUGGUGAUGCGGCUGAUUAUACAUUUGAAUCUGUUCAGGGUGCAGUAUCUCAACUAACUGCGAGUUGAUUCAAAGUUUAUGAUAUUACGAUUAUGGAUCUGAUAUAGAUUGG
Molecule: messenger RNA, 1640 nt
Organism: Talaromyces proteolyticus
Lineage: Eukaryota; Fungi; Ascomycota; Eurotiomycetes; Eurotiales; Trichocomaceae
Exons: 4
Coding region: 254-1477 (407 amino acids)
Source: RefSeq, a predicted model, not a curated record